Messenger RNA from Papilio polytes (common Mormon), 720 nucleotides. RefSeq lists its product as uncharacterized. The coding region runs from base 1 to 720 and encodes 239 amino acids. Lineage: Eukaryota; Metazoa; Arthropoda; Insecta; Lepidoptera; Papilionidae. The record is from RefSeq and is a predicted model, not a curated record. The transcript is spliced from 3 exons.
AUGUUGAAGAUAGCAUUGUGUGUAGCCUUCUUGGCAACAGUGUAUACCAGCCCGAUUGAAAACGGUGUCGCAGAAAACUUUGUGGGCGCAGUCUCCGAUUGUGUGGACGGAGACACGUCAUUGUGCUUAAAGGAAAAGGCAUACAGACUAACCGAGAGGUUAGCAGUUGCUAAGAACUUAGACAUAUACGAAGGCAUCAGCUUAGUAAACACCGGUUCAGCUCGCAGUUCACGAAGCUACGAACCUUUGGUUGAAGAUCCGAAGGCGAGGGAAACUCAAUUGGAGGAGAGAAUCGCUAAUAACGUGGGCGAUUUCUUAGACAAUCACGUACUGCAGUUGCGUUUGUCUGAGGAUUCUGAAGGUCGUGAUCUUGAUGAAGAAGCUCGUGGCAAGAAGAAGAAGAAGAUCAAGCAGCUCCUGCCUCUUCUUCUCCUAUUAAAGGUCAAACUCGCCGCUCUUGUUCCACUCUUCCUCGGUAUCAUCGCUUUCGUCGCAGUUAAGGCUGUCUUCUUAGGAAAGAUCGCAUUCGCCAUCAAUGCUUUCAACUUAAUCAGAAGGUUACUGAGCAAGAAUAAUCAUGAUUCAGGAGUAGUAUCCUAUGCAGCAUCUCCCCAGCAUCAUGAUGAGCAUCCAGGGUACUCCUAUGAACCUGCAGGUGGAUGGAGCAGACGAGUCAAUGAUGCUCAAUCUCUAGCAUAUGCUGGACAAUUGGGAAAUUAG